This is a messenger RNA of Rotaria sp. Silwood1, 2433 nucleotides long. The record is from the annotation of a GenBank genome assembly. NCBI's taxonomy places the organism in Eukaryota, Metazoa, Rotifera, Eurotatoria, Philodinida, Philodinidae.
AUGCUUUACUCUUUAAAAGCACUAUGUAAAUAUUUACAGGACUCAUCUCCAUUAGCUGGAGGUGUUCUGGGUCAAAGAGCAAAUGAAUUUGAUGGUAUAACAUCAACUCCAACAACCAAUCGUGAAAAUCAUAUUAAUAAUAAUCAUGUUAUGAAAAAUAUCAUUGAAACAAAAAAACUUCAACAUGCUAUUCAAUUACUGAAAAUUGAAUUAAAUCAACGUGAUCUUUUAAUACAAAAUCAAAAAAUACAUUAUGAAGAAAAAUGUGAAGAGUUACAAGAAAAAUUAGCUGAUAUGAUAUAUCAAAAGCAAUUAUUACAAACAAAACUUGAUUCACAACUUCAAAUUGAUCGUGAAUUAACAUUACGUUCACAAGAUGAAGUACGUCAACAAUUAUCACAAAUUAUGGAACGACAACGUCAAUUAGAAGAUGUUAAUAAACGUUUAAUAGCAAAAUCUAAUGAAAUUCGACAUAAUUUACAUAAUAAAAUUUUACCUACUGAUGAAGAAUAUAGAAUUUUAAAAUCAACAAAUAUUAAUUCUGAACAAAUGUCACUUAAAGAUUUUAUCAUGAUAAAAUUCUAUGAAACAGUACGACCAUUAGAAACUGAAAUUGACAAUUUAAGAAGAACACAACAUAUGUUAGAUAGUCAAUUAACAGCAAAUGGACAAGAUCUUAUUCAAACACAAAAAACCUUAGAUGAAGAACGCCGUUCGAAUCAUGCUGUUCAUAUGCAAUUACAAAAAAUAACAUCAGAUUUAAACGAAUAUAAAAAUUUAUGUGAACAAUUCGAUUUUAAAAAACAAAAUUAUGAUCGAAUUAAAUCAGAACGUGAUCAAUAUGAACGUCGUGUUGUUGAACUUGAUCGACAAAUAACACAAGAUGAAUUACAAAUACAAACACAUACAAAAGAAAAAGAAAAUUUACUUCUUCAAUUAGCUGAAUUACGUCAAGAAGUUAUUGUACUUCGACAAGAUAAAGAAUAUUUAACACGACAAUAUAAUGAUAUUCAACAAAAAUACUAUUCAGCUGAAGAAAAAAUAUCGAUACUUGAAGCAUCACUUGAUGAAACUAAACGAGCCAAAGAAGUUCUUUAUGAAAAACACAUUUCAACUAGAGAUGCCUAUAAAACUGAAUAUGAAAAUAAAUUAGCUAUUGAAUUAGACCAACUUCGUUCAAAAACUACACUUGAAAUUGAUAAAUUACGUGAAAGUAUCAAGGAAAUGUAUGAAAGAGAAAAUCGAACAUUUCAACAUGGACGUGAUGAAGCUAUAACUGAACGUGAUAGACACAUUCAACUUGAACGAGAUUUACAACGAAAAUAUGAUGAAUUAUUAAAUGAAUAUCGUCAAUAUCAAAGUACAACUGAAGUUCGCUUAGGUGAAUUACAAUCAGAAUUAAAAUUAAAAACAUUUGAAUUUGAUCGUCUUCAAUUAUUAUAUGAAGAAAAUUUAAAAUCAUUAAAAACAACACAAAUUGAAAUUGAAAAAUUACAAAAGAAAAACGAUUUAAUUCAAAAAGAAUAUUUUAAUUUACAAGUUCAAUCUGAUCGUCGUCUAAUGGAAAUUGAUACUGAAUUAAAUGAAAAAAGAACAAAAUUACAAGUUUAUGAAAAAGUUGAACAAGAAUUAGAUGAAGUUGUAAUGCAAGCUGCACAAGCAAGUAGUUCAAAUACGAGUAAUGGUUUUAAUAGUCCAUGGAGUUUUCUACCUAAUGCAUUCUGCAUUGAAAAUGAUGCUGAUGCCGAUAAAAUUUUAUUUUCUUAUGGUUAUGGUGCAUCAUUACCAACAUCAGCAAAACGACGUCUCCAACAUUCCGUUCAUUUAGCUAAACGUGUUAUUCAACUUGAACAAGCGAAUACAUCAUUACGUUUAGAAUUAGAUCGAGAACGAAAGAAAAAAACCGAUAUUCAACAACAGCUUGAUAAUGCUAAUAAAAUAUUAGAUCAAGCUCAACAACCAUAUGAUUUUCUUAUUGCAACUGUACGUAAUAAAGAUGCACAAUUAAAAACAAUUCACGAUACUAUUGAACAACUUGAAAAACAACUUAGAGAAUGUGAAAAUGAACGACAAUCAUUAAUUAAAACAAAUAAUCAAUUAACAAAAGAUAUUGAAAAAUUACUUGAAUAUCAAGAGCCAUUGAAAGUAAUGAAAAAUGUUAUUAUGAAUUUACAACAUAAAGAUCCACAUAAACCAACUCGUCGUUCACCAUCUCCACCGUUGAAUACUAAAUAUCGUUCACUUACACCACCAACUCAUCAAUCAAGACGAACAGUUGGUUUUGUUGAACAACUUGAUCAACAUCAUAAUCCACCACCAAUGGUUUUUACCUCAACAAGUAAUGCAAAAAGUCCUUCAACAAAAGUUAUUCGAGGACCACCAGUAUCUCAACAAGGAAAAUAUCGAAAAAUAUAUAAAGUGACGAAUAAUUAA